Molecule: messenger RNA, 1958 nt
Organism: Pieris rapae (cabbage white)
Lineage: Eukaryota; Metazoa; Arthropoda; Insecta; Lepidoptera; Pieridae
Gene: Atg4b
Product: cysteine protease ATG4D
Exons: 1
Coding region: 262-1674 (470 amino acids)
Molecular function (GO): protein-phosphatidylethanolamide deconjugating activity
Source: RefSeq, a predicted model, not a curated record
UCAGUCCGUGCUCCCAAUAGUCAGCUCUCCCAGACGCCAGCUGUGAUAGAAUUAUAUAUGUAUAUAUGUUAUCUUUUAAUUUAUAAAUAUUCAGUGUAUAAUGAUUCUAAUCAUUAAAGUAUUUUUAGUUGCUAGUUAACUAUGUUUUGAAUAGAGACAUAUAAAUUGUUGUAUAAAUUAUACCAAAUACAAUAAUAUAAAGAAAUAAACCAAUAACAAUAUUAGCAAAUGUAAACGAGUAAAAUGGAACACUGGUAAAUUAUGAAAAUGAAUGGAUCUGGCAAUAUAGUAUCAGAUCAUGCUUUGGUGCUAUCUUCUAAUAAUGGUGAGAAAAAUUCAGAAACAUUAACCGAUAUUGUGGCAACAACAUCCAAAGAAAAUGUUCCCGAAAACUCUGAAGAUGUCUACGACCUUAAAGGAAAAGUUGAAUCGCGAUUAUUAUCGAUGUGGAAUAAUAUGAAAUUUGGAUGGACUGUCAAAUUGAAAACUAAUUUUUCGAAAGAAUCACCAGUAUGGCUUUUAGGUAGAUGUUACCAUCGGAAACUUAGCCCAAGCAGUUCAUUAGAAUCUUCAACUGAAGUUGGAACAGAAGCCACAGCAAAUGACACUGUGGAACAAAUUUAUGGUGAAGGUAUAGAAGGCUUUAAGUCAGACUUUAUAAGUCGAAUGUGGAUGACUUAUAGAAGGGAAUUUCCUACUAUGUCUGGAUCAUCAUUUACUACUGAUUGUGGUUGGGGCUGUAUGCUGAGAAGUGGGCAGAUGAUGUUAGCACAGGCAUUAGUUUGCCAUUUUUUAGGCCGGUCAUGGCGAUGGACACCUGAGAAACCUAUUCAAAAUGCUAGAGAAUUUCAAGAGGAUUGUCUUCAUCGUAUGAUCAUUAAAUGGUUUGGUGAUAAAUCAUCUGUAAAUAGCCCUCUUUCAAUACAUCAAAUGGUCAUAUUAGGAGAAGCUUUGGGUAAAAAAGCUGGUGACUGGUAUGGACCUGCUUCUGUAGCUCAUUGUUUAAAAGCUGUAAUGGUUGCUGCUUCUAAAGAAAAUUAUGAAUUUGAUAAGUUAGAUGUGUAUGUAGCUCAAGAUUCAACUAUUUACAUACAAGAUGUAUACUCAUUAUGUAAACUAUCAAAUGGAUCAUGGAAAUCUCUUAUUCUUUUGGUGCCCGUAAAGUUAGGAACUGAAAAAUUUAACCCUAUUUAUGGGCCAUGUUUAACAUCUCUUCUUACGUUAGAGUUUUGUAUAGGGAUAAUAGGUGGAAGACCAAAGCAUUCCCUUUAUUUUGUUGGAUAUCAAGAUGAUAGGCUGAUUCAUUUAGAUCCACACUAUUGUCAAGAAAUGGUUGAUGUGUGGCAACCUAACUUUUCACUUCAAAGCUUUCACUGCAGAUCUCCACGAAAAAUGCCAUUAAUAAAAAUGGAUCCUUCAUGCUGUAUAGGUUUUUAUCUUCCAACUCAGAAUGAUUUUGAAACUUUUAUUAAUAUUAUUGGAUCAUUUUUAAUACCACAAGGUGUUUCUACGAAUAAUGAAUAUCCAAUAUUCUGCCUGCACCAUGGGACACGAAGUAGUGUUAUGAAUCAACCUAAUGUUCGGUUCUCUAUCUAUGAGACAGAGAAAAAUUGGGUAACACCUAUUCAAGACAGUGACACUGACAUAGAAUCAGAAGAAUUUGUUUUAGUGUAAAUAUGAUUUAACAAGACUUUUUUUUAAUACAGUUAUUAUUGCUUAAAAUUAGAGAUUUGUACAUAAUUAUUUAUAAAUAAGUUAUAACAGCUUGAUUCCUUAAUAUACAUGACUGAAUUACUGCACUGCCAUAAUACAAUUACAAUAUGUUACCUAUUUGAUUUGUUUGAAUCCACAAACAUUUUUGUGCUGUACCAUUUCAUAAUACAUAUGUCUUGGACUUUAUUUUCAAUGUAAUCCUUUAUGUGCAGAGACAAUUUAAAACAAUAAAGAUGUCAAACAUG